AUGGCUACAUUGAAACUCUCUCACAUCAUAUUUACAUUGUUUUUAUAUCAAAUAAAAAUUGCAUCUUCGGAAAUAUUAUAUCUUGAUAAUAUAGUUGGUUCCGGUUUCAACAUAAUAAAAAUAAUUGAAAAUAGAAUAACAAGGACAAUGAUAUAUUCAACACCGGAUAGACAAAUAACACAAGUUCGUCAAGGCAGGAAACUAAUUUGGAUGGGAUAUCCAGGUGAAUCUAUUAAGUGUCUUACUAUUUUUUCAUUUGAGUCAUCUUCAAAGAUAUUAAUUACUAUUGAAAUUGAAAAUCCUGCAUAUGAUAGCCUUAAAUUUAUUUACAUGCACAGGAACUACUUUAGAUAUGUCACCAAGGCUUAUUUUGAGACCAACUUUGCAAUGCAAGCAAAGCCUUUAAAAUCACCAACUUCAAAACCUAUUCCAGGCAAACUUCCAAUCCCUAGACUGAAGAAACCCGAAAAACGCAAAGCUGAUGCUGAAAAAAGUAAAGAGGCUAAAAAGAAAAUUGUUGGCCAUCCAAGCGAAACAAAAACUGAAGCAGAACGACAAACUCAAACUGAAUUAUAUACUACAACUAGUCAACAAACUACUCAACCACAAAAGCAGUCAGAGCCUGAAAUUAUUCAGGUAGAGGUAGGAUCAGAUGAUGAAGGUACAGAUGAUUUUUUAGUUGUUUCAACUAGUCAAAAAGUUGAUUUGUAUUCUGAAACUGUUGAUACAACAACUGGUACGGCAAUACAUCCGAAAGAACAACAAGUUAAAAUAUUAACUCAAAUUAGAUACACACAGACAGAUACCCAUGAAUCCGAGGAUACAGAAACACAAACAGAUACGCAACAGUCAAAAGACACAGAAACACAAACUGUUAUACUAACCGAUUCAACGGAGACACAAACACUUAUACCAACAGAUUCUACUGAUACACAAACAGAUACCCAUGAAUCAAAAGAAACAGAAACACAGACAGUUAUACCAACAGAUUCUACUGAGACACAGACAGAUACCCAUGAAACUGAGGAUAUUGGGAUUCAGACUAAAUUAAGGACUAGAUAUCCUAAAAAACAACAUGCUGUAAAAACCAACUCAGUUCAAACACAGACAGAAAUGGUUGUUCCAAUAGGGGGCGAGUUUGAUGAUGAGGAUUCAGAAGGAGAAAUUAUUCCAGUUUUAAUAGGAUCAGAUGGUGAAUAUGAAGAAUUACCCAUGUUUCCAGGAGAAGAAGAAUCAGAUAUAGAAUUUCAAAUAUCUUCAGACAGUGAUAUGGAUAUUGAUGAAUCUACAGAUGAUCACAUUAUACAAUCUGAUGCAAUUACACAAACUGACAAACAGAAUGAUAAUAGAGAUCCUUCAACUCUUCCAAUUAAGAAAAGACCAUAUAAACCAGAUUAA
Messenger RNA from Theileria parva strain Muguga, 1398 nucleotides. RefSeq lists its product as uncharacterized. The record is from RefSeq and is a predicted model, not a curated record. Bases 1 to 1398 code for a protein of 465 amino acids. The transcript has a single exon. Lineage: Eukaryota; Apicomplexa; Aconoidasida; Piroplasmida; Theileriidae.